AUGCUUCGGGCUGCCGUUUAUUUCUCGCUUAUCUCUCAAGCUUUCGCUUGGCUCCCAGGCGAGCAUAAGCAGAUCAUCGGUCGGGAUGGGGUCGAUCUUUUCAAUCGCAGCAGUCUUCACGAGGCUGGCCUCCUCAAUAAGCGCUUCCUACCUUCUGACUACGGCAAUGACAAAAAUGCCAUUCGCGGCGUCAACUUAGGUUCACUGUUCAUUCUGGAGAAUUGGAUGUCCAGCACUGUCAUGGGCUCCUGGGGUUGCAACACCAAGUCCGAAUUCGACUGCGUCUCGUCGCUGCCCAGUCAAGACGAUGCCAACAGCAAGUGGGCCCAGCACUGGCAGAACUGGGUUUCGGCUGAGGACUUCGAACGCAUGAAGGACUACGGACUCAACACUGUCCGUAUUCCAGUCGGUUACUGGUUCCUCGAGAGUAUAGUGAACCCCAGCGAGCACUUCCCCCAAGGCGGAGAGAAGUAUCUCGAUCAAGUCGUGGGUUGGGCCAGGGACGCUGGGCUGUAUACGAUUAUCGUUCUGCACGGCGCGCCUGGUGCCCAGGCCACUGACGCCUUCACUGGUCAAUACAACCCCAGCCCCGGCUUCUACGACGACUACAACUACGACCGUGCCGGCAAGUGGUUGGAGUGGAUGACCGAGAAGAUCCACAAUGACGAAGCCUACAAAGGCACCGUCGGCAUGCUCGAAUUGGUCAACGAGCCAGAACGAACAUUUGACAGCAAAUACCCUGACGCACAGCAGAAUACCGAGAGUAUGAACAAGAACUACUACCCCGACGCCUGGUCACGCAUCCGCAACAAGGAAGCCUCCCUGAACGUCGCCGCCAACGACCGCGUCCACAUCCAGAUGAUGAACGAGAAAUGGGGCUCCGGCGACCCCAAGCAGUCCCUCACCGACCUCACCUUCGCCGCCUACGACGACCACCACUACAUCAAGUACGCGGGCCUCCCCACAACGAAAUCCGCCUAUCUGCAAGAAGCCUGCACGACGGACCGCAGCGGCAACUGGCCCGUCUUUGUCGGCGAGUGGAGCCUGUCAGUCGACAGCUCCGUGGAGAACACCGACGACUGGAAGCCCGAUCACGACGUUGACUUUUACAAGAAGUUCUGGGCCGCGCAGGUCAUGAGCUACGAGAAGACGGCGGGCGGGUGGAUCUUCUGGAGCUGGAAGACGACGGGCUUGAAUGACCCGCGCUGGGACUAUCAGAUGGCGGUCGACCGGGGGAUCAUUGAUCGGAAUCCCGACACGGCGUACGAUGUGGGGGCGUGCUAG
This is a messenger RNA of Cyphellophora europaea CBS 101466, 1284 nucleotides long. RefSeq lists its product as uncharacterized. Gene Ontology annotation, molecular function: beta-glucosidase activity. Gene Ontology annotation, cellular component: extracellular region; cell surface. Lineage: Eukaryota; Fungi; Ascomycota; Eurotiomycetes; Chaetothyriales; Cyphellophoraceae. The transcript is spliced from 2 exons. The record is from RefSeq and is a predicted model, not a curated record. Gene Ontology annotation, biological process: glucan catabolic process. Bases 1 to 1284 code for a protein of 427 amino acids.